AUGGGCAUGGAUAAAUUGAUCGACGCUCAACAUGAACUUCACGUGCGUAUAUUACGUAGUGUCGACAAUUUACGAAAAAUCGGGGCGGCCAAGCUGAACGUGGACACCAUCCAAGCUGCGAUCCGCCUCCUGGACGACAAGUGGACCAGAUUUCAGGAGCUGCACGAGGAGCUCCGCGACAAAUACUGGAAGGAGAUAAAGGAAGAUGAGUACACCUCCGACGACCUUCCAAGCAAGGUCGAAACGGCGUAUUACACGCAACGCUCCGAACUCGCCGAGAUGGAGGAAAGGCUUUCCAAGCCAUCGGAAGCUGACACCUCCGAGAAGACUCGAGGAAGCGCGUCGUCCCGCAAGACCCUGCCACGCAUCAAUCUGCCUCAAUUCUUCAGUGGCAAGUUCGAGGAUUGGCCAAGCUUCCGGGACCUGUUCUGCUCCAUCAUCCUCGGGGAUCCAUCCUUGACUAAGAUCGAGCAGCUGCACUAUCUCAGGACGAGUGUCAAGGGCGACGCGGAGCAGCUCAUUCGGAACUUGCCCUCCACGGAAGACAACCUGGAACAGGCAUGGGACAUGCUGACGACAUAUUUCGAGAACAAGCGCUUCCUCGUGCGUUCCUACCUGACGGCCUUCACAUCGCUGCCGAGGAUGAAGGCUUCCUCGCCCGACGGCAUCCGUCGAAUCUUCCACGGCGUACUCACCACAGUCGGCGCUCUGAAGGGCAUCGGGCGUCCGAUAAGCGACUGCACCGACCUUUUUGUGCACCUGGUCGUCGAACUGCUGGACGCCGAAACUUGA
Messenger RNA from Nylanderia fulva, 792 nucleotides. Lineage: Eukaryota; Metazoa; Arthropoda; Insecta; Hymenoptera; Formicidae. The record is from RefSeq and is a predicted model, not a curated record.